This is a messenger RNA of Ilex paraguariensis (yerba mate), 222 nucleotides long. Lineage: Eukaryota; Viridiplantae; Streptophyta; Magnoliopsida; Aquifoliales; Aquifoliaceae. The record is from the annotation of a GenBank genome assembly.
AUGGUUUAUAGUCAUGGGCACAGGGGAAACAAGAUCCAUUUCUCCGGCCCUGUAUUUGCUCCAUCAAAGAAUGUGGAUCAGAUGCUUAUAGAGUAUGAUCGCCGGAUCCAAGAAACUGCUCGCAGGGCACGGCUUGAGAAGGCAGGAGUUGGUAAUGUUCAGGCUCAAGUGAUUCAGAAAACAGCUAAUCCAAUAUAUGCCUCCAGUCGUCGAGAUGGGUAA